This is a messenger RNA of Betta splendens (Siamese fighting fish), 6020 nucleotides long. It is a transcript of the gene rbm47, whose product is annotated as RNA binding motif protein 47. The record is from RefSeq and is a predicted model, not a curated record. Bases 1339 to 3192 code for a protein of 617 amino acids. Gene Ontology annotation, cellular component: nucleus. NCBI's taxonomy places the organism in Eukaryota, Metazoa, Chordata, Actinopteri, Anabantiformes, Osphronemidae. Gene Ontology annotation, molecular function: mRNA binding. The transcript is spliced from 9 exons.
CGGCGUGCUAUGAGGCUGCAGUGUUGUAACAGCGCUACGUGAUCCAACAAGACGAAAUGCUGUCACAAAUGGAACACAAUCAAAAAACGUGGGCGGGGAGGUGAAACAAUAUAAAGGUGGAGAAAAAAGGAACACCAGUCGAACCAGUGCUCUUCUCGCCAGAGCCAUCGUCGCCGUUUUGCUUUCAGUUCACGUUUACAGCCGCAGCGCGUUCAGCAAACGCGAGAAGCCGUUUGCGUUGGACGCUCAAAGUUUCCGAUUCCCCGUCGGCGCGACGCGUCUCUGCGCGCGCAUCGCGUUCGCGCUGACGCCGAAAAAUAAACGCACGGCGCCCACGAGGGAGCGAGCCGGCCGUUAUUACCGCAGGAUGUCAUUACAGGUGGGAUGCACGCGUCAAGCGCGUGAACACCUCGGCCCGAAGACGGUGUGUCAUCAUGACCUCAGGGGGGCCGCGUAUUUGUGAAUGAGCGCCGGGCGGCUUCUGUGCGAUCGGCGGUAAUAAGCAUGCGGUUGAUGUGAUUAUGUGGGGAGAGGUUCAGGGCUAGGUGUGCAGGAAACUCCUCUGGUGGAAUGUUGUUCUGGCUGCUAUGAUUCAGGUCUGGCUGUUUGAGCGUGCACGCACGCACGCGCACGCACACACACACACAUGCAGGAGGAUAGCGUUUCCUAUCCAGAAUGAUAGGAGGGAGGGAGAGAAGGAGAAUGGGAGGUGUGUUGGGGGUUUGGGCAGUCAGAUUCUGGUUUGGUGAGUUUCAGGAGCAGGCGCUGUGUGUGUGUGUGUGUGUGUGUGUGUGUGUACACCACACACAGAUCGAAAGAGAGCGAGACGGACGCCGAGAACGACGGAAGGAGGCUUUCCCGAAAGCAGCGGAGGGAACUUGUUGCGAGGAGGCGUUCGAGGUGUUCAGACGACGGCCAGCGAGGCUCCAUCAGCGGAGCUGCUCCCCUUGACAUCAUGCAGCGCUGAUUUGAAUGACGUGUCCUUGUGAUCCGUAAGGCAGGACGCGCCCGGACAGCGAGCGAGAGGCCGGAGAGAACCUGGCAGACGGCACACGGGAGGAGCGGAGGAAGACGGGAGGAUGAAAAAGUGACAGGCGGCAGAAGAGCUCACACACCACAGCGACGCGUCCCCUCAUCCCACAGACAGGCCGGGAGAGGCUCCUGCUGCUGCAAGCUGCCAGCGCCUUGGGUCAAUGGACGGAGAGAGCGGCUCGUAGACGAGUGUGAAUCUGCAAAGUGACUCCCAACAGCAACGCGCACGCUGCAGCUCCUUGGGCCUCUCAUCCAUAUCCACAUUUGGGAUACAGGACCCACAUCUAAUUGGAUGGUUUUGUCAGAAUGACAGCCGAAGAUCCUGCUUCCUCCUCGAACAUGAGUAACAACGCUGCCCCCUCCAAACCCUCCACCGGUGCCUCCCUCCACUCCCACCAUGGACAGAUCAGCAUCCCUGAGGGUGUUGCUGGGGCUCCUAACGAGGCUGCUCUCGUGGCCCUAAUGGAGCGCACUGGCUACGGCAUGGUCCAGGAAAAUGGCCAACGUAAAUACGGCCCUCCUCCCGGCUGGAAUGCGCCAUCUCCCCCGCGAGGAUGCGAAAUCUUUGUGGGCAAAAUCCCAAGGGACGUUUAUGAGGACGAGCUUGUGCCAGUGUUUGAGUCCGUAGGACGCAUCUACGAGAUGCGGCUGAUGAUGGACUUCGACGGGAAGAACCGGGGGUACGCGUUUGUGAUGUACACAGAGAAACACGAGGCCAAACGUGCCGUGCGGGAGCUCAACAACUUUGAAGUGCGACCCGGGCGGCUGCUGGGGGUCUGCUCCUCUGUGGACAACUGCCGUCUUUUCAUUGGCGGCAUCCCCAAGACCAAGAAGCGCGAGGAGAUCCUGGAGGAGGUUUCCAAGGUGACGGAGGGCGUACUGGACGUGAUCGUUUACGCCAGUGCCGCCGACAAGAUGAAGAACCGCGGAUUUGCCUUCGUAGAGUACGAGUCGCAUCGCGCGGCCGCCAUGGCUCGCAGGAAGCUGAUGCCUGGGCGCAUUCAGCUGUGGGGCCACCAGAUCGCGGUGGACUGGGCGGAACCGGAAAUCGACGUGGACGAAGACGUAAUGGAGACGGUGAAGAUCCUUUACGUCAGAAAUCUGAUGAUGGAGACCAGCGAGGAGACGAUUAGACAGGUGUUCAGCCAGUGGAACCCUGGGUGCGUUGAACGUGUGAAGAAAAUCCGCGACUACGCUUUCGUCCACUUCACCUCCCGAGACGACGCCGUUAUGGCCAUGGACCACCUGAACGGCACAGAGGUGGAAGGCUCCUGCAUCGAGGUGACGCUCGCUAAGCCAGUCGACAAGGAGCAGUACUCACGUCAGAAGGCUUCCAAGGGGGGAGUUCCUGCCACCCCAGAGGCCACUCAGCAGAACUACGUAUACCAGUGCGAUCCCUACACAUUGGCUUACUAUGGUUACCCAUACAACACCCUCAUUGGACCCAACAGGGACUACUUCGUCAAAGGAUCCUCAAUGAUACAGAACAAUGCAGGUACUGUGCGAGGUCGUGGUCGUGCCGCGGCAGGUAACCGUACCCCUGGGCCGAGGGGGUCGUACCUGGGCGGUUACUCUGCCGGUCGUGGCAUCUACAGCCGCUACCACGAGGGCAAGACCAAGCAGCCUGAAAAGUCGUAUGAGCUGAUGCCCAGUCUGGAACUCGCUGCCUCUGUCAACCCAGUUGGCAUCAAACCUGGCACAAUGGCGUUGCCGACCCUGGGUGGGCAGUACCCGAUGUUCAGUGCGGCUCCUGCCGCCAAGCUGAUGGAGGAGGGGAAGGUGCACACGGUGGAGCACCUUAUCAACCCUCUAGCCAUGCAACACACUGACCACACGAGCGCUACUGCUGCUGCUGCUGCUGCUGCUGCCGCCACCGUCCUGCCGACGGUGUCCACACCUCCUCCUUACCAGGGCCGCCCCAUCACUCCUGUCUACGCCAUGGCCCACAACGUGCAGCGCAUUCCAGCCGCCGCCGGCCUGUACGGCGCCGGCUACGUCCCCAUCACAAACUACGCCGCCAACACGGCGGCCCUGGCGGCUCUGCAGAAGAACGCGGCGGUGGCCGCGGCGUACGGGGGCUACACUGGCUACGCCGUGCCGCAGGCCUUCCCCGCCACCGCCUUCCAGCUGCCCAUCCACGACGUCUACCAGACGUACUGACCGGCAGGCGGCCGUAAACAAUGACAAAGCUGUCCUGCCUGUGACUGAACAACCACCGCAACGUCUCAACAGCGUCUGUACCACCGCAGCAAAGCGAACCAGCCAAGUCCAAACGCCUUGAAGGAAUGCGGGUUUCAAGCAAAUAAUUCAAAAAUGACAACUCCAACAGCUGGCCUCAAUUAAUCCUACAGCCGCACAAUUUGGUUUAUUAUGAAUAUUCCACCUCAACCAGAUGACAGUCCAGUUACCUACCUGAAUGUGGUGACAAUCACUCCCCCAAACAAUAAUCGCGCCUCCCACAUUCACAACAGGGCUCUGUCCCUUUCUGUCCUUGCAGAACAGAAAGGCUGAAGGUACAUACAGGUAUUUAUGAAGAGAAUAAGCAUAUUUUAAGGUUUGUUAUCUCUGCAGGUCUCUUUUUAUUUUAGGGUGUUUGUUGUUUGAAGCAGGGAAGUGCAUCCAUUACACUAUGUCCAUAACUAGAGGAAGAAGGCGUCAGCUACUGACACAUGGGGAUGCCACUAGAGACAGCUGUCAACGGCUGUGCUAAUGUUGUUCUAGUAUUGUCCAUUAAUAUUCUAGCCCUCCCAACGUGUUGUGAUGCCGUCCGUCCGUGCUGGUUGAAUGUGCAGGCUUCAGGCACACCUUUUUGGUACUUUAUUUGGUUUAUUUAGUUUCAUUUGUGUUUUUGGUUGUUUUUUUUUUUUUAAUGAAGGUCCGAAGUUCUUUGCCUUUUUUGCUUCUAAUUACCUUUCUUGUUUUUAAGUUUUUGCUUUAAAUGUCGGCAACUUACAGUUUAUCUCAGUUUUGCUUGUUGAAAGUUGCCAACUAAAAAAUAUUGUUGUGCUACAGAAAGAAAAGUGGAAGCAUCAGUAGCAGGUGCCGUGGUUUAUAUAGAAAUAUAUCUGAUAGACACCCACAAUAUGUACAUGGAGACGUUGCCUUUCUCUGAAACUGUGCUGAAGAUGGGAAUAAGACUGAACAGAUAUAAGUUGUUUAAGUUUAAGUUUUCUUUUAUUCCUUUUUUUGUUUAUGGAUGUCUGGAUUCUGUUUUUGGACUGUUUGUCUUUUGAAAAGUGAACAAACAUGGGCAGGAAUGACGCUUCUUUCUGGAAGGAUAGGUCUUCUCUGACACUUAAAGUGCUCCUGAAUUUGCUAGUGCUAACCAAAACCUUAAAGCUCCGUACACUCCAGUGCCCUGACAUUAGAAAGAUUCUCACUAUAGUGCCUUACAAUUACAUGAAUGUGCUACUCUUUACUUGCCCGUGCCUUUUAAAAUAAGCGAUGUAAUCCCAUGUGUUUGGCACAAAGAGGAAAAGGCCUCUGUCUGUGCAUAGCGCCGGAGUCUUCAGCUCUUUGGUGCUGUGGUGAGACGAGUAGCCUUCAGUAUUUGCCAUCAGAUGUGACGAGACUACCUCUGUUCUGGGGUCUCUUCUCUGAAUGCUCCUGCAGUAACACUCCGUAUGUCUGUCUUCUCUUUAUAUCUCAUUGUCCAGACUUCGCUCGACCGAGGUGCACUUAAACGUAUUUAUAAAUGGCGAGAUAUUGCCACACAAAAAUGAAGAGAUACUAAAUACUGAGCAUGAAUUCACGUGUGAACUUGAUGGCGGUUUUUCGUGGAUAAAACAUGAAGCAUGAAAUAACCCCGUUGAAUGUUUAGUGGGCACUUUAAAAACUCUGCAGUGUCUGGAAAACAAGGGUGAUGUUGAACCAGGAAUAACAGCAGCAUUACCUCACACAUAAAUACACAAAUAGCCAUGUAUGCAUGUGCUACCGCAUACACACAUUAUAGGCACAAACAGCUGCUAAACAUAAGACCAAACAGACCGUUUUUGCAAACUGUAAACCAGGUUAGCAGUUUUAAAGUAACAUUCCAAUUUCUAGCGUUUUCUGCAUUUGAGAAUAUUUAAUUUACCCAUUUUUCAUCAACUAAUUAAUCCAUUUUACACACAAAACUAUGUGACGAGUUUGACGUUGAGAGUGGCCUGGAUUUUGAUGAGAAGACAAAGUCUCAUCUCACUGCAUCAUCUCCUUUCUUACUUAAAACUGGAUUUAGAAAACUGCUGUUCUCGUAUAUAAUAAUGACAUUAAUACAGGAUAUAUUUAAUAUAUGCAUUACAUUGUUGUGUAUGGAGUAAGAAGAUAAAGGUAUAAUAUAUUCUAAAGCAUAUUUCUUUUAGGGACAAUAAUAAAGUCAGUGUAACAAAAGUAGAUACAGAAACUUUUAUUUGCCAAAGUGUCCAAUAGUUUUAAAACAUUCAAAGUUAUUGUGUUUUGUUAUAUGUAAUAUUAUGUUUGUUAUAAUAACUGGAUAGUGUUGGGUGGGAGCCCACUAAUCACUGUCACCUGCAUGACAGCCUGCACUUGCUGCUGCAUUUGAACAUUUUCAACAAACUGGCAGAUGGCAGACGGUUUUAUAGACCAGUAGCACAUCAAGGUGUCGAUGUCAAAUCUGACUCUGCGUGUCAGCUUUGUGUAACCUGUUAAAGGUCUGCUGCUUCAGACAGGAGUAACUGUGGCCUUCUGGCUCCGCGUCCCACUCAGAACACCUGCUUUACUUUCUCUUGCCUGCAUUUCCCCCACAGGGAACAGGAGGACAAGCUCCUGCUUCUCCCUGUGCCAACAACGUGGAGGUACAUAAGCCUAGUUUAAUAUAGGUGUUACCAUUUAUAUUCUUUCUAGUGUGUGCCUUAUUGCCAAUUGUGCUUUUCUAUAUUGUAGGCCUAUACAGACUAUUUUCUAUCUCAAGUUUGUUUAAAAAGUAACUCUUUUAUGGCAUUGUUAUAUUUAUAGUGGUAAAGUAGAUAAAUAAAGCAUUUUCAAAAGAA